Molecule: messenger RNA, 1463 nt
Organism: Lindgomyces ingoldianus
Lineage: Eukaryota; Fungi; Ascomycota; Dothideomycetes; Pleosporales; Lindgomycetaceae
Exons: 2
Coding region: 103-1281 (392 amino acids)
Molecular function (GO): protein binding
Source: RefSeq, a predicted model, not a curated record
GUUCAGCCGCCUGCUGUCUUUUUUGUCUCGGUCUAGCCUCAUACUCGGACAUUUGUUUUACGGUGAGACUUGAUUCCCGAUCUAAACCCAUUUGUCACCGUCAUGCUUUUCUCGGAUAAGUUCUUCUUGUCCUCAGCAUUUCUAUUAACUGUUGGGGAUGCGCGUCCAACCGACGAGUGCUCCAAGAGUGCCAUAUACGUGCAAACGAAUGCGAAUGACCAUAAUAGCAUCGUUGCUAUUCCAAUUCAAUCCAAUGGGACGCUUGGAGCCGGUGUUCUUCAUUCCACAGGUGGGAAAGGGGGGAAUCAUCUUGAUUCCAUGACUCUACAGCCUGUCGCUCCUGAUGGGCUUCUCUCGCAAUCUGCGGUUGCUGUCGCUGGCAAUUUCCUAUUCGCUACCAAUGCGAUGACGAAUUCUGCUAGCAUGUACCGCAUCAAUCCUGAAAAUGCCACAGACCUUUCUCUUUACGGGGAGUAUCCCGUGAAAGGCACCUUCCCCAACACGGUCGCAGCUUCUCUAAAACACAAUAUUGCUUGUGUCGCUACCACGGGUCAGACAAACGGUAUCUCCUGCGCAAACUUUGACGAACGCCAUGGCCUGGGGACAUUCGACGCCCUCCGACCACUCGGCUUGAACCAAUCCACGCCGCCAGUCGGCCCCCCAAACACUGUCUCCCAAGUCGCUUUCACAGAAAACGAAGACUUUCUCGUUGUAACAGUCAAGGCCGACCCUCUAACCAACAAGCCAGGCUUCGUCGCCGUAUACCGAGUCGAAGGGAAAAGGGUCUCUCACGACGCGGUCCGUUCUUCGCCAGCUGGAACCGCCAUCCUCUUCGGCUUCGACCAAAUCCCACAUACCAACAAAUUCAUUGUCACAGACCCUUCCAUCGGCGCGGCAAUUCUCAAUCUCAACACCAAAACAAGCGAUGUAUCAACCAUCAAGGCAAUUAAUAUCACAGGCCAAGCCGCUACAUGCUGGACCACCAUUUCACCUGCUACUGGGACUGCGUUUGUGACUGACGGCGCCGUAGAUCGACUUGUGGAGAUUGGUCUUAAUGAUGGAGGUAUUGUGAAUAUUUAUGAUCUUAUUGCGAAUGGCAAUUCGGGGUUGUUCGAUCUCCGAGCAGUUGGGGAGUUUUUAUAUGUGCUAGCUCCGGGAAAAGGGACGACGAUGCCGAGUGUAACGGUUGUGAAAGCGAAGGCCGGGAAGGUGGUGCAACAUUUGAGUUUGGCGGGUCUUGGGGUUACGAAUAAUGUACAAGGGAUGGCUUUCUAUAGGUAGAAGAAGGAUUAAGUGGGAUUCAACAGCAUGACAAAAGAAGUGGUGUAGCCAUGAGUGUUAGGGUUCGAGAAAUUAGACCAGAAAGGGUGAUGAAGGCUGGCUAUCGGUUACAUGGAUCUUGAGUUGUUUAGGUUGCUUCGCUGCAGCCUCGUCCCGCCUAUUCUCCACUCCUCCGAACUUCC